Messenger RNA from Tachysurus vachellii, 2416 nucleotides. RefSeq names its product protein phosphatase, EF-hand calcium binding domain 1 (gene ppef1). The coding region runs from base 187 to 2322 and encodes 711 amino acids. Gene Ontology annotation, molecular function: iron ion binding; calcium ion binding; protein binding. The transcript is spliced from 18 exons. The record is from RefSeq and is a predicted model, not a curated record. Gene Ontology annotation, cellular component: nucleus; cytosol. Gene Ontology annotation, biological process: detection of stimulus involved in sensory perception. NCBI's taxonomy places the organism in Eukaryota, Metazoa, Chordata, Actinopteri, Siluriformes, Bagridae.
GUGCGCAAACGCUGGCAAUGACGCGCGCGCUUUAGUCAUCGUCUGUACGCGUGCGAGAGUCGCCGCGCUUCCGUUUUCAUUUUCACUCUCACACCUAUAGCGUGUACGUCACACCGAAGACGCUAUUUUCCUAGUUUUGCGAUCGCAAAGACACAUGAUCAGACAGGAAACAUUCAUGGUGCCAUUAUGGGUUGUGGCGCUUCAGUAUCCACAGAGAACCAAGGAAAUCCAUCAGAAAUCGCUCCUCAUGCAGAGUUGAUGGUCAAGCCUCCAAGCCCGAUACUGGUGAUGAAAGCUGCCAUACUGAUCCAGCGCUGGUACCGGCGUUACAUGGCACGGCUCGAGAUCAGGAGACGUUACACUUGGAACAUCUUCCAGUCCAUAGAGUACGCAGGAGAACAAGACCAGCUGCAGCUUUCCAGUUUCUUCAGCUUCAUGUUGGAUAACUUCAAACAGCUCAGUGGGAACGGACCAGAUCUGAUCUCUCACCUGCUGGACCCGGCGCUAGACCCUGUAACAGAGGAACUCCGACACUACAAGUACGAGCAGAUCGCUGUUCCUGAGUCGUACAGCGGCCCUCGCCUCUCCUUCCCCCUGAGCGUCACCGAUACCAACACCCUGCUCAGCGCCUUCAAGGAGCAGCAGAUUCUCCAUGCCAAAUACGUGCUGCAGUUACUUCACGAGACGCAGAAGUUUCUAAAACAGAUGCCAAACGUCAUUUACCUGUCGUCGUCCUACGCCAAGGAAAUCACCAUCUGCGGUGACUUACAUGGAAGACUAGACGACUUGCUCCUGAUAUUCUAUAAGAAUGGUCUGCCAUCUGCUGAGAACCCCUACAUCUUCAACGGGGACUUUGUGGACCGUGGAAAGAAGUCCAUGGAAAUUAUCAUCAUCCUAUUCGCCUUUCUGCUUCUCUAUCCAGAUCACAUGCACCUCAACCGAGGCAACCACGAGGAUCACAUCAUGAACCUGCGAUACGGCUUUACAAAAGAGGUGAUGCAGAAGUACAAGACCCACGGAAGAGAAAUCCUCCAGCUCCUUCAAGACGUCUUCAGCCUGCUCCCGAUAGCGACGAUCAUCGAUAACAAAGUCCUCAUUGUUCAUGGCGGCAUCUCAGAUGAAACCGACUUGGACUUUCUGAGCUCUGUCGAAAGACACAAGGUCAAGUCAGCUUUGCGGCUGCCCAAGUGUAGUUUGGAUCAAUUGCGUGUUUGCAAUGAUGAGGGGAAGCGCAAGAGGAAGAGCCGCCUCACCUGGCAGAGCAGCAGCUCUUCGUCGUCGUCGUCCUCCUCAGUGUGCUCACCCCGACUAUCGCGGUGUGCUCCCCCAUCACCCAAACUCCCUAGCCCUGCUGACAUACUCCAAGUUCCUUUCCUCGACUCUAUAGUGUCCCUCGCUCUACCUGAGGCACCCAGAGAAGAGAUGGAAUGGAAGCAGAUUGUGGACGUGUUGUGGAGCGACCCAAAGAACCAGAACGGAUGCAGUCCGAACUCGUUCCGUGGAGGAGGAUGCUACUUCGGGCCUGAUGUCACACGGCGGCUCCUUGAGAAGCACGGCAUGUGCUUACUUAUUCGAUCACAUGAGUGCAAGCAGGAGGGCUAUGAGCUCUGUCAUGAUGGACAGGUAAUCACUAUUUUCUCUGCAUCCAACUACUACGAGGAGGGCAGUAAUCGUGGUGCAUACAUAAAGCUGGGUCCCGAUCUGAUCCCACGUUUCUUCCAGUAUCAAGUGAGCCGUAGCACCAGGAAGCUGACUUUGCAACAGAGAGUCAGUGUGGCUGAAAGCUCAGCUCUAAAGGCUCUGCAAGAGAAGCUGUUUGCCCAUCGCUCUGAACUCAUGACUGCCUUUCAGCAAUAUGAUAUCUACAACACAGGCAGGAUCUCUACCAAUGAAUGGGCUCAAGUAGUGGAAUCAAUUCUGAGGUUGGAUCUUCCAUGGCGUACUUUAAGACCACGACUUGUGCGUCUGGCCUCUGACGGCAGCGUAGAAUACGAGUCAUGCUUUGAAAACAUUGGUCCAGGGCAACCUAUUCCACAGGUUGCCCCAAACUUAGCAGAAACUUUGUACAGGUAUCGAACUGACCUUGAGAUCAUCUUCAACAUCAUCGACAAGGACCAUUCUGGUCAGAUAUCCAUUGAGGAAUUCCGCCACACGUGGAAACUCUUUAGCUCUCACUUGGGUGUAGAUGUGGACGACCGAGCCAUCGAAGACAUGGCACGCAGCAUCGAUUUCAACAAGGACGGCAGCAUCGAUUUCAACGAGUUCCUCGAGGCUUUCCGAGUCGUACAUAAGCUGGACAUGAAGGAGCAACAACAAGGCUGACACACAAACAUACUCAACUGAGAAAACACACUGAAAUAAAACACUGUUAAUCAAUAGUGCAGAUAUUACUUCAUAUGAAAGUUAACAAUACAGA